Lucilia cuprina (Australian sheep blowfly) is the source of this 504-nucleotide messenger RNA. RefSeq names its product E3 ubiquitin-protein ligase RNF128-like. NCBI's taxonomy places the organism in Eukaryota, Metazoa, Arthropoda, Insecta, Diptera, Calliphoridae. The annotation marks the transcript as partial. The transcript has a single exon. The record is from RefSeq and is a predicted model, not a curated record.
AUGUCUUUGGAACGUACUCCCCCACCUCCACAAAACUCUGCUUUUGGUUUUUCUGAUGCCCAGUGCAUCGUAUGUAAAGAAUUAAUGUUAGAAACACAUGAAUGUCUCAUAAUUAUGAAUUGCAAUCAUGUAUUUCAUAAAGAAUGCAUUGAGAGACAUCUCUCCCAAUCUAUGGAAUGUCCCGAAUGUCACAAGGCAUGUGAACUAGCAGAUCUUAAAAAAUUUCACAUUCACGAUAACUCUCGUCAAAAUCCUGGCUCUAAAAGUAACGCUAAUGUUCGUGGAAAAGGUCGAGGAGCAAUGGCUAAAAGGUAUCAUACUAGAAAUGUCACUAAAAAUCUAUUUAAUGAAAAUGCGAAUUCUUCGUUAGAUUUUCCCCAAAAUAAUCCUCAACCUGAAUAUGUUGAAGAUAGUCAAUCGUUUACUCCUACACGGAAUAUGUCUAAUGCCCAAAAUUCUCUUAAUAUUGAUUCUUCGCAACUCACUCAAAUUAUAGAAACGAGU